This is a messenger RNA of Camelina sativa (false flax), 965 nucleotides long. RefSeq names its product ras-related protein RABA2b. Gene Ontology annotation, molecular function: GTP binding; GTPase activity. Lineage: Eukaryota; Viridiplantae; Streptophyta; Magnoliopsida; Brassicales; Brassicaceae. The record is from RefSeq and is a predicted model, not a curated record.
UUCAAAUUAAUCAAAUUCAAAACAAAAAUCUCAAAAUUGAAAACUAAAAUAAAAGAGAAAUAAAUGGGGUGUUUCCGUUUUCACCUCGUGAGCACAAAACUCGCAACGUAUAAGGAGAGAAAACACACAGAAAGGAAAAACAAAACAAAACCAAAAAAAAAAAAAAAGUAAUUUUCCAAAAGCAUCUCUUCGAUUAUCGAUCCUUCCCGGCUUGCUUAAAGGGUUUGAUCGAUCGGACACGCUAGGAUUUUUGAGAAGCAAUGGCGAAUCGAAUAGAUCACGAGUACGAUUACUUGUUUAAGAUCGUCCUCAUCGGCGAUUCCGGUGUUGGUAAAUCCAACAUUCUCUCUAGAUUCACCAGGAACGAGUUCUGUCUCGAAUCCAAAUCUACCAUCGGCGUCGAAUUCGCCACCCGUACUCUACAGGUUGAAGGGAAAACAGUCAAGGCUCAGAUAUGGGAUACGGCAGGUCAAGAGCGAUACAGAGCAAUCACAAGUGCUUACUACAGGGGAGCCGUUGGAGCACUUCUUGUGUACGACAUAACAAAGAGGCAAACCUUUGAGAAUGUGCUGAGAUGGUUACGUGAGCUAAGGGAUCAUGCUGAUUCCAACAUUGUUAUCAUGAUGGCUGGAAACAAAUCAGAUCUGAAUCACCUGAGAUCUGUUGCUGACGAAGAUGGAAGCUCUCUUGCUGAGAAGGAAGGUUUGUCGUUUCUCGAGACAUCUGCUUUAGAAGCAACAAACAUCGAGAAAGCGUUUCAGACCAUUUUGUCUGAGAUUUAUCAUAUCAUAAGCAAGAAAGCCUUGGCUGCACAAGAAGCUGCAGGUAACCUUCCUGUUCCGGGACAAGGAACUGCGAUCAAUAUAUCAGAUUCAUCUGCUACUAACAGAAAAGGUUGCUGUUCUACCUAGUUGUUACCUCCCAACUAUUAGCACAUGACUAAUCCAAUCAGUCACACUUUUUGA